This is a messenger RNA of Anoplopoma fimbria (sablefish), 2574 nucleotides long. It is a transcript of the gene tapt1a, whose product is annotated as transmembrane anterior posterior transformation 1a. The record is from RefSeq and is a predicted model, not a curated record. The coding region runs from base 12 to 1826 and encodes 604 amino acids. Gene Ontology annotation, cellular component: endoplasmic reticulum membrane; ciliary basal body. NCBI's taxonomy places the organism in Eukaryota, Metazoa, Chordata, Actinopteri, Perciformes, Anoplopomatidae. The transcript has 14 exons. Gene Ontology annotation, biological process: maintenance of protein localization in endoplasmic reticulum; positive regulation of cilium assembly.
CCAGAGCAAAGAUGGCGGACGUGUCGGGGACCGAGCUGUCAGAGGAGAAAGAAGCAGACGCCGAGCUGCAGAAGAGACAGACGCGACCGUGGGACGGGUUGCACAAGUCCGCUAGGGUCGGCCUGACAACGGAACUGCCGGAAACGUUGGGAUUUUACGACAUAAGCGCUGUCAGACGGCAGCAGCAGCGGGAGCAACCAGCAGAUCCGUCGUUGACUCGCUUCAUUAGUGCGGAGCUCACCAGAGGCUACUUCCUGGAACACAAUGAGGCGAAGUACACCGAGCGCCGUGAGAGAGUUUACACAUGCAUGCGUAUUCCCAAGGAGCUGGAGAAGCUGAUGACCUUUGGCUUCUUCCUGUGUGUGGACGCCUUCCUGUACGUCUUCACCCUGCUUCCCCUCAGGGUGCUGCUGGCAGUGCUCCGCCUCAUCACCCUGCCAUGCUGUGGCUUCAGCGGGUCUCGGCUGCUGCAGCCAGCGCAGGUGUGCGACGUGCUGAAGGGUCUGAUCAUGGUGCUGAGCUUCUCCAUGAUGCACUAUGUCGAUUACUCCAUGAUGUACCACCUGAUCAGAGGACAGUCUGUCAUCAAACUCUACAUCAUCUACAACAUGUUGGAGGUGGCUGACCGCCUCUUCUCCUCCUUCGGUCAAGACAUCCUGGACGCUCUCUACUGGACGGCCACAGAACCCAAAGAACGGAAAAGAGACAGUAUAGGAGUCAUUCCUCACUUCAUAAUGGCCGUCUUCUACGUCUUCCUCCAUGCCAUCCUCAUCAUGGUCCAAGCCUCCACCCUCAACGUCGCCUUCAACUCACACAAUAAGUCCCUGCUAACCAUCAUGAUGUCCAACAACUUUGUGGAGAUCAAAGGAAGUGUGUUCAAGAAAUUUGAGAAGAACAACUUAUUCCAAAUGUCGAACAGUGAUAUAAAGGAACGUUUCACCAGCUACGUUCUCCUGCUCAUCGUCUGUCUCAGGAACAUGGAGCAGUUCGCAUGGAACCCAGACCACCUGUGGGUUUUGUUCCCUGAUGUCUUCAUGGUCGUCACCUCCGAAGUUGCCGUUGACAUCAUUAAACACGCGUUCAUCACCAAAUUCAACGACAUCACUGCAGAUGUGUACAGUGAGUACAGAGCCAGUUUGGCUUUUGAUCUCGUCAGCAGUCGACAGAAGAAUGCGUGUACAGACUACAGUGACUCAGUGGCCCGGAGGAUGGGCUUCAUCCCUCUGCCUUUGGCUGUUCUGCUUAUCCGAGUGGUAAUGAGUUCGGUGAAGGUGCAGGGAGCCCUUUCAUACACGUGUGUGUUCCUCUGUUAUCUUGGGCUGGUUACGCUGAAAGUGUUGAACAGUAUUGUGCUGCUGGGGAAGUCGUGUGUUUACGUCAAGAGGGCCAACAUGGAGGACAAACUGUUUGAGAGGACCACCACCACCACCGCUCCAUCCUCCACUGGGAAAACCCCCAGCAAAGCUGACCAGUCCAGAUGUCCCACACCUUCAGGUGAAUCCAAGAUGGAGCAGGACCCCGUCACACCCUUCAGCCCACCACCGUCCUCCUCCUCCUCCUCCUCCUCCUCCUCGGUGACCGCCCAGCCGACUCCCAGGACCGACUUGUUUCCUCCCCCGCCCACCGAUCCCUCUCCUGCUGCUCCAGCUAGCCGUCCCUCGACUCCCCCGCUCGAACAACCCGCACCCUCACUCUCCAAAGAAGAAGAGGAGGAGGAGAAGGAGGAGGGCGAGCCACAAGGAGCCUCUGAACUGAAGCACAGGACUCCCAAAAAAGACCUGCUGGAGAUCGACCGCUUCACAAUCUGUGGUAACCGCAUCGACUGACCAGCGGCGGCCGUUGACGCAGCGAUUUCACCACUCAGGAAAGACGGAGAGCAACGGGCUCCUCCAGACGGCUCUCCUGGCCGACAGCAGCAGAGAGCUGAGUAUUUAUUUGAGUCGGUGGCAGAACAUUAAGUUAUUCUGAACAUGGAGGAUCCUGCUGCGGUGGAGGCCUGGAGUCGAGAAGUUUGAAAGAAAAACUUCAGCAGAGAAAGACUGUGGCAGCUCAGUCGUCAGGAUGAACUGUCAUGUUUGUGUGUGUGUGUGUGUGUGUGUGGGUGGAUGGUACAGUAUUUGGAGUGAGUGUGCAGGUGUGAGAAUGCGUGUGUGUGUGUGAAACAGAGUAUGUGAGAGCACACAAGCACUUCUUGUCUGAGAAGCACUGGAAGUAAAAUAGAGAAACUUCUCAGUUCCCUCAGCAGCCAGAAAACAAACUUCCUUACCUACUCUAACAUUAGAGGUCACACAUGAGUCAUUUUUAUUUACUUUUUCACCUGAUUAAAAAAAGUAUUAGGGUUCAUUUUGUAAAAUAUCUGGUGUCAUCCAACAUUUUUUGACAGCACAGCCUUUAGAAUCCGACACUGGGGUUACUUAAACAUCUAAAAGUUUACUUAAUAAUCAAUUUAAAGUUAGUAGUUCCCAACCUGAGGGGUCCUGACCUGCACGGGGUGUAAGAUACACUUUGGUUGGUCAAAGUCAGGGAAGAAGAAAAAUUAUAUUUAUACUUCCAAAAAUUAUGUUUAUUUAGACU